Molecule: messenger RNA, 551 nt
Organism: Paramecium octaurelia
Lineage: Eukaryota; Ciliophora; Oligohymenophorea; Peniculida; Parameciidae
Source: the annotation of a GenBank genome assembly
CAUUAGGUAUGGCUAACUAGGACUGCAAUAGAAUGUUGGAUUUCAUAUAGGGAGAAGGAUAAAGAUAGAUAACUGCGAUAAGAAGUAAUUACAAAGAAUAUAAUUAAAAAUAAGAGGAAUUAGGAGGAUAAUUAAGGUCCAUGAGAAGGAAGAGGAGAUCUGAUAGAUGUCGGAAGAGGGUAUGAGAGAGUAAUCACUUAAUCAAUCCGGUAUUUCUAUUUAGAAUUAAAUUGAUAAGAAGUUCAAGAAAGGUACUAAACUUCCCAAUGAAGGAUUGAAUUAACUGAUAGAGGAGAAUCUCUUAAAUACAGAUAGGAUGAAGAAUCAUGAAAUUCAAGGUCUAGACGAGGAAAGUGUUACAAGAGAUAUCUAGAAUGUCACCCCUUAGGCGGCGAUUGACAAUGAUGAUCCUAUGGAUAUCUCAAAACCAAGGAUAUAUUAGUACAUUCCAACUAUUAAAAUAAAUAGUUUGAUGUAAUAGAGGAUAAAUUAAGUAACCCAUUAAAUCUUAUUAGAGAGAUAAAAAUUUAUGAUUAAAGGCAAAAGGAUUU